Messenger RNA from Nematolebias whitei (Rio pearlfish), 1585 nucleotides. RefSeq names its product matrix remodeling-associated protein 8. The coding region runs from base 128 to 1414 and encodes 428 amino acids. The record is from RefSeq and is a predicted model, not a curated record. The transcript has 10 exons. NCBI's taxonomy places the organism in Eukaryota, Metazoa, Chordata, Actinopteri, Cyprinodontiformes, Rivulidae. Gene Ontology annotation, cellular component: membrane; cell surface. Gene Ontology annotation, biological process: establishment of glial blood-brain barrier; cell adhesion.
GUUUGUGGAGAGACUCCAGACUUCAGGAACACAGCAGAACUCAGCUGCUGCUCACUGAACUUCUGAGGCUUCAUGUCUUUUUAACCGCCGACAGACUCGCACAUCUGCAGCAAGCACCGAGAAGAAGAUGCUCAUAGAGAUGACUCUUACACAGCUUUUUGCUGUGCUCUUCUUGCCAGGAGCCUGGGGUCAGAGCGGCAGCAGUCUCGGUGUUGUGGUGGAGGCCAAGAACAUCACUGCCGCUGAAGGCUCGACGGUCACCCUGCCCUGCCAGAGCCCCCGCAUGGUGUGGACCCAGGACAGACUGAAGGACCGUCAGAGGGUAGUGCAUUGGGACUUAGUCCGCACCAGCCCAGAAUUAUCUAUGGAAAGAGUUCUGGAUAUGUCACCUGGAGCCCACCAGAGAGUUUAUAAUGGCUUCAACAAGGGACGCAUUUCCAUGCCAGACUCUGCCUUCACUGAUGGAAACUUCUCUCUUGUCAUCAACAAUGUGGUCGCAACUGACAAGGGUGUGUAUACAUGUAACCUACACCACCAUUACUGCCAGGUACACCAGUCCAUUCAGAUCCAGCUCAAUGUCACCAAGUCAGCUCGGAAGGAAAAGCGGUUUUGGGAUGGCGAGAAGACCGUGUUUGUGGUCUUGUUGGGCAGCUCUGUGGUGUUGCCUUGUGUGAACCGGAGGUCUCUUUGGAGAGAGGGUCUCCAGGAGGACCAGCAGCAGGUGGCUCACUGGGACUUCCAGCCCCCAGGAGUGCGUCCUGACAAAGCCGACCGACUGGUGGACCUCUACGCCUCCGGAGAGAAAAGGGAUUAUGGGCCCCUGUUUGGUCAGAGGAAGAUGAACAUACUGGAGGAUGCUUUUACACUCGGGGACUUCUCGCUCUUCAUCUCUGACUUGAAAGCUGUGGAUAAAGGCUUGUACUCCUGCCACCUGCACCACCACUACUGUGGUCUGUAUGAGAGGCGCAUCUUCAGACUCACUGUGGGACCUCGGCUUCCAUUUGAACCCAUUACAACUCGCAGAACUUUCCUUAAUGAUGAGCUAGAACCAAGGACCGAAGUCCUUUCACCACACAGGGAGGGUCCACAUGUGGUCAACUUCUUCCUCCCCGAACAACGAAAUUAUUUUGUGCAGCAUCUGGGCUACUUCUUGGCAACAUUCCUACUGCUGGCGUUCAUUGUUAUCGCUGUUGUGCUUUUGACUAGGAGACGCAAAAAGAGAGGGCUGGAGUUUGAACAGGGUGGAUCUGUUAGGGGAAUCGUGGCCAGUGGAGGGGAAAUGACAUUAGACUACUCAGAGGUGAAGACUUGUAACCAGCACCCUUUGAAUUCAGAAUUUAAAAACAACCUACUGAAGGAGACAGAUAUGACCAAAGACUGCAAUAAGGAGUUAGAUGGAAGGAUGUGGAAGUGAGCGUGAUAUUUCUGAGAAGCUGCUGGCAGGUCCAGGGCAACAAACCGAAUGAAGGACCACGGAGGGGAAAACAAACGUACAGGAGAGGACAGGAGGAAUGCUCCCUCUGCUGUAACCUGAGCACACUAACCUGUUCACCGGAAGGCAUCGCUUUUUCUUUUGCCUUACACU